AUGUCGAAAAGACGGAAUAAUACAGAAGACAAUUUUGAGGACACUUCGCAGCCGCUUGAAGGCACAAGUGAAAGUCAUGAAAGCGGUUAUCGGGAUGACUAUUUCCUCAGUGAUCCUGCUUCGUGGUGGGACAAUUUGCCUCAGCCAUUCAUGAUGAUUGACAAAGUAGUGGAUUAUUUGCUUGAACGGGCAUGGUCGUCGAUAGAACAACGACAAAGAGUAAAGAGGUCUCAGAGGAUAUCUCGAACAGAUUCCGCCGCCUGCAAUACGCCCACUGUAUACGGACCAGGUGGUGUUUUGUCCCAGGUAUCGAAUAUAAGCACCGCGGGUUAUUGCGACGAUGAACCUUACAUUGUCUUCGGUACAGCAAGCGGUCUGUAUGUGGUGGAUGGGCUUUCUCAAACUGUCUGUGCAAGUUGGCAAGGGCCAAACACUGAAAUCCUAGAGACACAUCUGUAUUCGACCCCACAGAAAACAUUCCUCAUCACGUCGGUCGACGACUUGGGUGAUGCCCGCGUGUUUUUGUUUAUUGAACCAGACAUCCUUCAACUGGUAUUUACAGUUUAUGAGAAGGUUGAAAAUGAAGUGAAACCUUUAGUAGCCACGUGCGCAGCAAGUGCAUCCGGGGAAUAUCUAGCAGUCAGUAUAGAUUCAACGUCUAACAGAAAAGCAAGAUCCAUCGCAGUUUACAGUCUUCCCUUUGAGAAUUGGGAUACACAGUUGCGUGCCAACACUCCGACAAAGCAAGAAGCGCGACAGACUAGCCCCGUGGAAACAGUUGUUGAAGAUACGCAACCUGCCGCGCUACUGACAGAUGGAAAAGAAGAGAAAAAUUCACAAUUUCAAAAGCCGAUUUUAAUACUGAAAAUCCCUGCUCUUGAGAUAAGUCCAGGUAAUCCAAGCAAGAAUUUACAGCAGAUAUGCAAAUCAGUUGAUGUUAGCGGCGAAGUAAUUGGGACAGGAUACAACAACAUCAUCAGUCAGGCUCAUCUGGAUCUGAGAAAAGCAGUCUUGGAAUAUCUGCAUGAAGACUUGAAGAGAUAUACGCAAGAUCCAGAAACACCGUUAAGGCCCCUUAAUUUCCAUUUUAUCCAGUCGGCUGCGCUCUCUUUUCCUUGCGAUGGACAAAAUCAAGUAAACAGUUCGGCCAUUCUUGUCUGGUGUUCUGACAGUCAUAUCCUUUCCUUAUACUUGUUGGGAAAACUCCGAAAAGAAGGGGCCUUUUUGGAACCAGACAGAGUGUGGCCAUUUGCAGCCGCCAUCACCGCGUUAGCAGUGUCUCGUUUUUCUACUAUGUUGGCUAUUGGAUUGGAGAACGGCUGCGUUGUCGUAUGGGAUAUUUAUUUUGGUAUUAUGCGUGGAGUACAUUACCUCGGUGGACCAAGCCCAGUUCGGCAGCUUCACUUUAUUUAUUCAGAAAGAUACAAAGAUCCUACUCAAAAGGGAGACUUCGCCUGUGACAUCAUCGCUACUCAAAGGAAUGGUGCAACACAGCGCAUCACUUCUUCCGCCUCUGAACCUUUAACUGCCAUCACUAUAUUACCUGAGGCACACAGUGACGACAUAUUAGUCAUGCGUUUGAUACCGAUUCCAGGCAAGAACGAACUGGUGCUGAUCACGUUCAGUAACGGAGUUGUAGUAUUGGUGGAUGUUUUUGAAGGAGAUAGUUUGUGCGAAUUGCAACUCUCCGCUGGCUACCAUCUCUCUUGCUCUUGGGCACCUGUGAUCAGUGUUGUCAGUAACAGCAAAUCCUUGACUAACGAUCUUAAGACAUAUGCUUAUAUAAUAGGUAAUUCUGAAGCCACAUCCGGGUGCUGUUUUUAUUUCCAGUUGAACAAACUACCUGUGCUUAAGUCCUAUUGGUCAUCUUUGCCGAAAACGCAGAUAUCUGUAACCUCCAUUUCGCUCGAAAAACAACAAAACAUUUUUCUCAAUGAGAGGCGGGAUCAACAGAAAGAGCGAAACGCCCGUCUGAGCAUUCGUUGGAAGGAGUUAAGUCAAUACAUAUCACCUCCAAUGAAUGAUGUUGAAAAACUGGAAGUGGCCGGCUAA
Molecule: messenger RNA, 2052 nt
Organism: Acanthosepion pharaonis
Lineage: Eukaryota; Metazoa; Mollusca; Cephalopoda; Sepiida; Sepiidae
Source: the annotation of a GenBank genome assembly